AUGGAGCUCACGAGGGAAAUCGGAUUGUUGGACCUGACAGUUCUCGAGCACUUCACGGACAUGAACCUCGUACACGUGCACUGUAAACAGCAAAUAAACCUGUGCGGAAUUCCUCAUAUAAGAUCGUUGGGCAAGCUCUUGAUCGCCAGCUCGGAAAUACUGAACAACCGAGCACAUCGUCUAUACUACGUGCUGUCCCGGUUUGAUAAUAUGAUAUUGCCGCUAGACGACAACAUCGCGUUCGACGUGUUCCUCGAUUGGUUUCUUUACAGAAACGUGAAUAAUGUUUACGCAGUCGUCGAGAACCUCACGACCACCGAUUUCAAGAAAGUGGUGUCGUUGUACCUGAGUCAAAUGCCUAGAUUAGAUUUGGACUCAGCUAAUCUUAGUUUCAAACAAACAAUCGCCAAACCAUUUAGCCACCGGCCAAUGGAACCGGAACUGAAUUCAGCAGAUGGGCCGCCUUCUAGAAAACAGUAA
Melanaphis sacchari is the source of this 480-nucleotide messenger RNA. RefSeq lists its product as uncharacterized. The transcript is spliced from 2 exons. The record is from RefSeq and is a predicted model, not a curated record. Lineage: Eukaryota; Metazoa; Arthropoda; Insecta; Hemiptera; Aphididae. The coding region runs from base 1 to 480 and encodes 159 amino acids.